UAUUACACAGCAAUUUGUAUUGCGCAACAGACGCGUCAUUGCCAGCAAGCAACGCUGCGUGCGAAAACGCGUCUGUCAACAUGUCUGAGCGCUCCAAAGGUGACGUGUCGUCGCGCGUCAACAACAAUGCUGCCAAUCGGAUUGUAAAAAAUCCACUGCUCAGCGCUUCGGUGACCGGAUUGAGCUACGAUGAUUAUCCUAAUAAGCCGCUGCUGCUGCCCGCAGCGCCGCCCGUGGUGCAUGCAACGCCCUCGCAGCCAACGAACGCUCUCAUCGCUGGCAUUCUCAAUCGCGAGCCCAAAUCGCUGGUGACAGUUGGACAGUCAUCGAGUCUUGACGAUAACGAAACGCUUGACGAGAUUAACUUGAACGCGAGCGGAAGUGACGAUUCAGCGACAGUAAACGCAUCAAUCAAUCCAUAUCAGAGCGCAGCGGAUGCUAACGCAAAUCCUUUGCUAGAGCCGGCAACAGGUGCAGAUUCGCUGUUUAGCCAGGCGGCAUCUUCGUUUGGAGCGUUGCCUUCGGUGGCUUCCAACGUUUUUUCUACCUUCUCGAAGCGCAUCUACGCGGGCACUCGAGAGACGGACGAGUCAACGACGCCAACGCAGCCUCAACUGGAUAUUCAGCCGACUUAUAUACAACAGGCGGGCCAAGUGGCACUACCGCCCGCACCCUUCUACGCCGCACCACCAACUGUCGUGGGCGAAGCGGCGCCAGAGCCACCUAAAUUAUAUGCACCCACAGAGCUGCCCAGCAUAGGAGCUGGCUCUCUGUCCUUGCCGCCUGCCGCUUCGGCUGGUCAAAAUACUUAUCGUAUCAGCGCAAAAAAAAAACUUUACGCUCCCAUACCUGGUCUUUCCGAGCAACAACAACAGCAUCAGCAGCCAGUGACAGCUGCUCCUUUCCAAAUACCACCAUAUCCAACACAGCCAGCGGCUGCUUUUGAACCGCUCGCACGACCAGUUCAAGAGGAACGCAAAUCGGGUGGUGGCCUCUUCUCGCUGACCAAUCUGGUGCCCACUGGCGUCCUACAGAACAUCUCGGGUCUAGUGCAAUCAGCCACUGGCAGAAACAACGAACCAGCACCAUCUGCUGUCAACUACAGCGCACCCAACCCAGCAUCUAAUCCAGCUGGAUACUUUGACAUUAGCACCGGUCCACUGCAGCCAACAAAUCCAGCAUCGGGCGCUAUACCCUUUGCUCCUAGCUAUUUGGCGUCCACUGCAGCACCAUACACAGGCGGAGGUUUCUAUAAUCCAUCCGUAGUUACUUCAAUUCCAGAGGCUGCUCCUCCAUCCUCAAUUGGUGGUUAUUUCACGCCUUUAACAGCUGCUCAAACAUCGCUCCUGACAUCUACUCAGCCACAUUCAGUCGCUCAGCCACCUUCAGUCGCUCAGCCACCUUCAGUCGCUCAGCCACCUUCAGUCGCUCAGCCACCUUCAGUCGCUCAACCACCGACAGUCGCUCAACCACCGACAGUCGCUCAACCACCGACAGUCGCUCAACCACCGACAGUCGGUCAACCAUCGACAGUCGCUCAUUCACCGCAGUCGUCAAUCGCUCAGCUAACGGCGUUUGUUGAGGGCACUUCCGCCACAGGACCACCUCCAGCUGCCACAGUUCCCCCACCCUCAGUUGGUGGAUUGUCACAAGCAUCCUAUCGCCUUCAGAAGGGCACACGACUCUACAGAAGUCCGCUGACAGCGCAGGAAACUUCAACUAUAGCAACGCCCUUUGGUCAUCAAGCGCCCUUUGCGCCCACAACAUCUGCAACUCCGGCUAUUUUUAAUCCAUUUGGAGAGGCAAAAGCAGCAGAAGUAGCUUUAUUUGCAGCUCCUGCACAGGAAGUUCCACUUUUUUCAGCUGGACCAUCAACAGCUCCACCACCUUCUCUUUUUGCGACACAGACGAAUACAACGACAGAGAUCUGUCCGUCAGCAGCUCCACCAAGCGCUUCCCUCUUUACGCCAGUCUCGGUACCAACAACCACAGUUCAGGAGGUUCAUCAAUUUCAAAGCACAGUCGCUGAUGUAUCGCAAGGACUUGCCUUACAUCCAACAUCAACAGUAAGCAACCAAUUUGCCACGCAGGCACAGAUUCCAGAGCCAAGCACUAUCUUAGCUCCAACCCAGGAAGUUUCCUUGUUCGCUCCGCCACCAACUGCUGCAGUUUCAUCUGCGCCAAUUCAGGAAAUUGCCUUGUUCCCCACAUCGCAGGACUUGCCCCUAUAUCAACCUGGACCAGCAACAUCAGUUUUAACUCCACAGCUGAAAACAGAAACAGAAUCAAUAUCGGAAUUAAUUAAAGAAGUUCACUUGUCGGCUGCACCACCAACUACGACAACAGCGACAAACUUACCAACUGAAGCAUUACAGGGACUGUCUUUAAGUCCGCUAGGAACAGUAAACUCUUUGUUCCCUUCACAACAAGUUAAGGAACCAGAGCCAUACCAGACAGAUUCCACAUCCACGCCAAGCCACGCAAUUCCCACUCAGGAAACUCCCCUAUUCACAAGCGCGCCAACGGAAGCACCGCAAGGACUGUCCCUAAAUUCGCAAGGACAAUCAGUUUCUCUCUUCACUGUAGGGGGUGCACACGAACCAAGCGCACCACCAAAUCCAGAAGGAACUCAAGAAAUUCCACAGCUUGCAGCUGCAAUACCAACUUUUGCUGUUCGGGAAGGACUUCCGCUGUAUCCACCAGCAGAAGCUGCUCCUAGCACUGUGUCCACUGAGCUUGAUCAAGAAAUUCCUUUAUUUGUGCCUGUACCUAAAGCAACACCAGACGGCGAGGCAAAUCAAGGAGUAGCUCUAUACCCACCAGCACCAAUAGACACAGCAGAUCUGGUCGUGAGUUCAGAUACAUUAACCAGCUCUUCAGCAACAACAAGCGCUUCACCCGCAACUUUCAACGCCACUAGCCUAUUUGCACCACUUCCCAGAGCUGAAAUACCACAGGAAGCUUCAGGACUAAGCACAAGCGACUUGUUUGCGCAGCCAUCGCAGCUGCACAGGGUUGCGCUAACCACUCAGACAACAACCACAUUUCUCAAUCCUUUUGCACAGACGAUAACAACGCCUCUGCCGCAGGAGCUAUUGCCACCGCCCAUUGGAUUUGUGGCACCCAGCACGCAGGCAGACGACAACGUUCUCUUCGCGGAACACACCAUUGAGCCCGUGCUGUUAGAGACAGAGACCGCUAAACCAGUAGCACCACCGUUGCCACCACCACCUAGUAGCAAGCAGGCAGACAAUUCCGCCCAGGCAAAUCCUUUCCGAAAAAGCCACGAACCAGUUGCAACUUCAGUAGCAGCGGUGCCAUCGCCAUUGCUGAGUUUCUUUACACCAGCGUCCAACAGCAGCGAUUUCAACUUUUUUGGAGCAGCACAGGAGACAACUCAGGCAGUAGGCAGUGGUCAGUUCCCAAAUUUACCACCUCAAAUUGACGUUGCACCACCGGCACUGGCACAGGAGCCGCCUGUCACUCACGCACUUGGCUUUGAGCAACUUAUCAACGAUUCACAGCAAGCAACGCAGCAAGCUCAAAACUCAACUGGAAAUAUCUGUCAAAAUUCUAGUGUAAACUCGUUCUCAAAUUAUUUUGGAGGGUCAGGAGAGCCAGCUCAACCAGGCGGACAAGCACACCCACCGCAGGAACAGACACAGCCACAGCCACAGCUUACUGGCAGCAACUCGGUCAAUUUCUUUGAUAAUUUUGCCGCAGGCGGCCAGGGGCAGGAGGAUCAACGCAUCCAGAACUUUUUCAACAAUCCACCGCUGCAGGAUCAGCCAGCUGCACCCGGAGAACUAAAAUACGAUAUUGUGCACAGCGGCCUGCCAAGCAAACUCUUCGAGGAACGCUCACAGACCUCUGUCUCGAAUCUGGUCGAGCCGCCAUCGUCCGCCUGCUCUGAGUUCUCCACAGCUGUACCGUCAAACGUAAGCCUCGUAGCCGUACAGCAGUCGGAGCGUCAGGCAGAAUAUUUACAUCAAUUGCAUCAGGGCGAAUUGCCUGAAGAGAUCCUCCAACAGCUGAGAAUGGCCAACGAAAAGGGUCAGGCCAUUGCGCCGCCAGCCGAGGCAAUUAUUUAUACGCCCGUAUUGCCCCAUUGGUUCUACAAACGCAUCGUGGAUGGAAAGUAUUUGUGGACCCCAUUCAGUCACUACGACUCGGCGCUGCUAGAGACCAGUCUGAACAGUGAUGACGCCGAUUCGACGUGUAUUGUGGCCGUUGAAGGCGGUCGUUAUGACGUUAACAUCAAAGAGCGCACCAAGAUACCAGUCUUUUGGGAGGGCAAGGCGAUUGAGGUGCGUCGCUGUUCCUGGUUCUACAAAGCCGUGGACGGGAAGUAUGUGCCGUAUGCUGAGGAAACCGCAGCGGCACUAGAGAUUGAAUAUAAACGCGCGACGGAAACAAACGAAUGGCAUAAAAAGAUAAUGUUGGUCAAUGGUGAGCAGGUCACCAUGCAUGGUCCCAGCGUCAUGGUGCACUUUAUGCCACCAUCGAAUGCCGACACGUGGGGCGGCACCGUGCAGAACUCAACGAGGCCGCUGGUCGUCAAGCGGGAUUUGAAUGACUUUAAGAUACAGCAGGGCGAAUCUCAGCGAGUGGAUCAUUUGUUGUUCAUGGUGCAUGGCAUUGGAUCUGCCUGUGACCUAAAAAUGCGCAAUGUCGAGGAAGUUGUCGAUGAUUUUCGCAAUAUUGCACUACAGCUGGUGCAAUCUCAUUACAAGAACUCCAUGGACAUGGGAUUGGUGGGUCGCGUUGAAGUAUUGCCCAUUGAGUGGCAUGGCCAUUUGCAUUCAGAGGAGCUGGGCAUUGAUGAGAAGCUCAAGUCCAUCACUCUGGAGUCGAUACCGAGGUUGCGCAACUUCACAAACGACACGCUGCUUGAUGUACUUUUCUAUACCAGUCCCAAGUACUGCCAGAAAAUCAUGAACACGGUCGCUGAUGCAUUGAAUGAGGUCUAUCUGAAAUAUCGCAUGCGGCAUCCCGAAUUCAAUGGCGGCGUCUCACUAGCUGGCCACAGUCUGGGUUCACUAAUACUGUUCGAUCUACUGUGCCAUCAGGAGUCACUUAAGGAGAGCGAAGAGGAGAAUAAGGAGAAUCCUGAUCAAUUGCCGCGGAAACAAGGCACCGAAUCCAGACAGGUGCAACUGCCCAACAAUGAUGAAAUGAUGCCCAAGCAGGUCAGCUACGCUAUGGGUUUGGGACCGGCGGGCACUGGACAGCCCGUCAUUAACUACACGCAGCUGAUUUUCCAUCCCAAGAAGUUCUUUGCGCUGGGCUCGCCUAUUGGCAUGUUUGUGACCAUCCGUGGCAUCGAUAAGCUGGGUCUUGAUUUUCGGCUACCCACGUGUCCGGGCUUUUACAAUAUAUUCCAUCCCUUCGAUCCGGUUGCGUACCGCAUAGAAGCACUAGUCAAUCCGGAUAUGAAAGGUAUCCGACCGGUGCUAAUACCACAUCAUAAGGGUCGCAAGCGCAUGCAUCUGGAGCUGAAGGAGACAAUGACUCGCGUAGGUGCGGACAUCAAGCAAAGAUUCAUGGAUACAUUCAAGACCACACUGGAUAGCGUUAAUUUCCUGGCUACCGUCACCAAGGUCAAGAAGGAGGCCGAGGAGUCGCUCGAAAAAGAGGUGCAGUCUAGUUCUUCACAGGUAUUCCAAAAGCAAACAGAAGAUCAGGAUCAAUCAUCUGUGGCGACAACUUCGACGCAUGCGCGCAAUCGUACCGAUUCCGAGUCGACAAGUAAUUCAGACCCCGAAUUCAUUGAACUCGACUUUCCACUAGGUAAAUUAAACGACUCGAAACGCGUCGACUAUGUGCUACAGGAGGCGCCACUGGAAUUCAUCAACGAGUAUAUCUUCGCCCUAAGCAGCCAUGUUUGUUACUGGGGCUCCGAGGACACUAUUCUAUUUGUAAUGAAGGAAAUCUACGCUGGCUUGGGCAUUAGCACAGAUAGCCAAGUGCCGCAGCAAUCUAUGACCAUUGAAAGGCCCAGCUCACGCAAUAACAGUGUCAGUCAGGCUCUAUUGCCGAUGUGAGUUUAGAUUUGGACACACUGCAUUAGCUCGUCUUCGUUUACAACAUACUAUUAUUACAAAUAUUUAGAGACAAUUUAUUUAACUAUUUUAUUUGUUAGCAAAAUCAUGCAAAGAAUUUAUAAAAUGUGCAACUCUAACUUGGUUAAUGGUCUUAUCAAAUUAAGAAGUCUUGCAUUGUCAGAAAACAAAUGAAAACAAUCCGCAAGAGUACUCUGUUUUUGGGAGCUUUACAAUGUUGAUGUCUACAUAUACACGUACAUACUAUUUACUCCAUAUACACUAUGUGCUUUUGUUUUUAUUUGUAAUAUUGCGUUUCUAAUACGACUUUGUAAUAUGUAUAAAUGUAUGGUAUAUAAAAUUAUA
This is a messenger RNA of Drosophila grimshawi, 6407 nucleotides long. It is a transcript of the gene PAPLA1, whose product is annotated as nuclear pore complex protein DDB_G0274915. The record is from RefSeq and is a predicted model, not a curated record. Gene Ontology annotation, molecular function: metal ion binding. Lineage: Eukaryota; Metazoa; Arthropoda; Insecta; Diptera; Drosophilidae. The coding region runs from base 81 to 6044 and encodes 1987 amino acids. The transcript is spliced from 8 exons. Gene Ontology annotation, cellular component: COPII-coated ER to Golgi transport vesicle.